UUAACUACAGAUAGCACAACCAAAUUACCUUGCCAUCAACAAGUCACCAGUAAAACAGCCGGGCUCAAACACUGCCGUUGCUUCCCCCCAAACAAAAUUCGCACUAUUCUCCCAUAAUGGCCCAAGCUUCACAAAAUAAACUAUGGAAUUUAUACUAUCAUCACUUUCCCUUCUAUAUGUUGACAGGGCCCGAGGGUGCCUUCUUGCAUCUUUUCAUCAUCUCGUUUCUUUCAUUUGUGGUAUAUGGUUUGUAUAGCGUUAUCCCAACGUAUGUCCCCUUCUUGAUCUCAAGAAGUUACUACUAUUUGACGGGUGGAGACUAUUAGGUAUUUUGUAUAGGUCGGUUAAUAUUAUGGUUUGUUCACAGUCCUUGUAUGAUUGCUUCCGUAAAGCUUCGUCACAUCAACCGUCGGAAACAAAGAU
Molecule: messenger RNA, 423 nt
Organism: Metschnikowia bicuspidata var. bicuspidata NRRL YB-4993
Lineage: Eukaryota; Fungi; Ascomycota; Pichiomycetes; Serinales; Metschnikowiaceae
Exons: 1
Coding region: 117-326 (69 amino acids)
Source: RefSeq, a predicted model, not a curated record